This is a messenger RNA of Clonostachys byssicola, 2013 nucleotides long. NCBI's taxonomy places the organism in Eukaryota, Fungi, Ascomycota, Sordariomycetes, Hypocreales, Bionectriaceae. The record is from the annotation of a GenBank genome assembly.
AUGGCCGAUGGAAGCGCAGAUGCGGCACCUCAGAAACCGUCGCCGCCUGUUGGGUUUGGUGCCAGUAGAAUCAGCCAAGCUUGUUUGGCAUGCCGAAGGAAAAAGGUAAAAUGUGACGGACAAAGUCCGUGUCAUAAUUGCAGCUCACGAUGCUUGACCUGCGAGUAUCCGAAAAGCAGUGACAACGCGUCCUCCAGUCGACAGUAUGCCAGCUCUCUCGAAGAAAGAUGCCGGCAACUCGACCAGUUCUGUGGCAGACUCGAGUCCUUGUCCAUUGAAUUAACAGAGUCAAUCCUCGAGAUUAAGAAUCUGAGGCACGCUCCUCCGGAUAUGAACUUGAGCAUAGACGACGAGCUACAGCAGGCGGCACACGCCCUCCAAUCUCUUCCAACUGUAUAUAGUGGUAGCAUACCUGCCAUGAAUGAGUUAUCCAUAGAAGUCAAUGCCACGCCGGAUGCUGGCCAUGAACUAAUCUCGGAACAUGCACAAGACAACAUCAGCGAUACCAAUAACGAGCAGGAGAUAUCGGACGAGAGCAUAGAUGACGACGACUUUGGCUUAUCGAAGGAUAAUGGUGAAACCAAAGGCAUACCUAGCAAAUUUGGAUCGUUGGUGACGGACUCGUACGGGAAACUACGGUACUUGGGUGGAGCGACAAAUCACGUAUUGGUUGAGGCGGUCAAAGGACUCUCUCCUGGUUCCCUCACUUCCAUCUACAACUCAUCGCCCGGAUCAUCGAACCUUGGCCAAGGCUCAUUCAACCAUCCUGAAAUUGCUCCUCCAGAAUUUGAGAUUCCUUUAUUUGUUCGUGGUCAAAGAUGGCAGGAAUUGCCCUACCUUCCACGAGCCGAAGACGUUCCCCGGCCUCCUAAAUACGUUGCGGACCUCCUCGUCAAUUUAUACUUCGACCAGCUGCACUACACUUUUCCAGUUCUUUAUAAACCACAUUUCAUGUCCUGCUACAGACAAAUGUCUUCGCCGCCCCCAGGCUCGAACGACACGGUGGAUGCGAAGUUUCUGUCAGUAUUCUUUGCUGUCUGUGCUUGUGCCUCGACACUUAUUCCCCUGGAUGGGAAAUCAACGUCUUUCCCAGGACUGGAUUAUUACCAGAAGUCAUUGAUCCUCUACUAUGCAUCGACGGGGGAGGCUUCCGCUGAGAGGGUCCAAUGCAUUGCCUUGCUGGCAAUGUGCGCUGGAGGGUGGAAUACGCUGACCCAAAGCUGGACGUUUGCGGGACAGGCCGUCCGGGCGGCGCAGGACUUGGGUAUGCAUCUUAGCAGCCUAACUGCAGUUUCUACCGAGCCGUCAGACUUGAUAAAGCAACAAUUAUCGCGGAGGAUCUGGUGGUCUGUUUACUGCCUCGAUAGAGUCACAUCUAUAUGUCUAGGCCGCCCCAUGGCUGCCGAUGAUGCAGACUGUCAUUGCGAUCUGCCUAUAGACAAGAAAGAUGAAGAGUUGGAGGCAUAUUUUCAGAAUGCUGAACCUUCUGUUGAGAGCCCGACUAUGACAACAUCGUCUCCGAUGACUGGCUUCGUGGCAUUCAUCCAGCUCUGUCGCAUAGGGGGAAAGAUACAAAAACUUCAUUCACCAUCCCGGAUAAGAGAGCUCCAAGAUGCUAAAAAAGCAAGGAAGUUCCUCCGCUCCGUUGUUUCUCUCCAGAAAGCCCUGGACCGGUGGCUUGCAGGACUGCCAGAUGAUAUUCGCUUCUCUGCAAAUGCUACCGAGAGGGGUCCCAAUCUGACCAUGUGUGUCAUCAUGUUUAUUGUCCAUGCUGGAUCACUUUUGAAUCUUUAUAGGUCAUUGUCAGGUAGUGCCGCGCAAGCAACACUGGGUUCUCAUGGCGACGAGGCCAUGUCUCACUGUGUCAGCGCGGCUCGAAGUUGUAUCAACGCCGCAGAACUUGUUCGAGAACUGGUUCCUCCAUCGCACCAUCUUGCUUUUUGCGUCCAUUAUCUGACUCUAUCGGGUUUAAUCUUGUGGGCUCUCUUGUCACUUCCACUUUGCCAUGGCUAA